AUGCGAGGCACUCAGACCAGAACGUCCCGAGCCCUCCGUGAGCUGGCUCGCAUUCCUCUCCACAGCGAGACGCCGCAGGAGGCGGGCAGGGGGCCGUGGAACCACUCCUCCAUCACUGGGUUUGUCCUCACCAGCCUUUUCGAUGACAGCCGGACACACCUGUUCCUCUUCAGCAUGGUGGUGGUGGUCUACGUCCUGGCCAUGGCUGGCAAUGCUGCCAUGGUCCUCCUCAUCUGGGCUGACGCUCGGCUUCACACGCCCAUGUACUUCCUCCUCAGCCAGCUGUCCUUCCUGGACAUCUUCUUUACUUCGGUCACUGUGCCCAAGAUGAUAGUGGGCUUCCUCUUCGGCUGGACGGGCAUCUCGUUCGGGGGCUGUGGGGCACAGAUGUUCUUCUUCAUGUUCCUGGGAGCUGCGGAGUGCCUCCUGUUGGCCCUCAUGGCCUACGACCGCUACGUCGCCAUCUGCAACCCUCUGCGCUACCCGGUGCUCAUGAGCCGCCAGGUCUGCCUGCUCAUGGUGGCGGCCUCUUGGCUGGGAGGGUCCCUCAACGCCUCCAUCCAGACCUCACUGACCCUGCAGUUCCCCUACUGUGGCUCGCGCAGGAUCGCCCACUUCUUCUGCGAAGUGCCCUCCCUGCUCGUGCUGGCCUGCGCGGACACGGAGGCCUACGAGCAGGUGCUCUUCGUCACGGGCGUGGUGGUGCUCCUGGUGCCCAUCGCCUUCAUCAGCACCUCCUACGCCCUCAUCCUAGCGGCCGUGCUCCGGAUGCGCUCGGUGGAGGGACGUCAGAAGGCUCUGGCCACCUGCUCUUCCCACUUGACAGUCGUCAACCUGUUCUAUGGGCCCCUGGUCUACACCUACAUGUUACCCGCAUCCUACCACUCUCCUGGGCAGGAUGACGUUGUGUCCGUCUUCUACACCGUCCUCACGCCCAUGCUUAAUCCCGUCAUCUACAGCCUCAGGAACAAGGAGGUGACAGGGGCCAUGAGGAAGGCGAUAGGGAAGUGCCGGGUCAGCGGGAGGGCCUAA
Messenger RNA from Tupaia belangeri chinensis (Chinese tree shrew), 1032 nucleotides. Its product is annotated as olfactory receptor 2T27-like. Gene Ontology annotation, biological process: G protein-coupled receptor signaling pathway. Gene Ontology annotation, molecular function: G protein-coupled receptor activity; olfactory receptor activity. Gene Ontology annotation, cellular component: membrane. The record is from RefSeq and is a predicted model, not a curated record. The transcript has 2 exons. Lineage: Eukaryota; Metazoa; Chordata; Mammalia; Scandentia; Tupaiidae. Bases 1 to 1032 code for a protein of 343 amino acids.